Penicillium lagena is the source of this 1332-nucleotide messenger RNA. RefSeq names its product putative iron-sulfur cluster-binding protein. Lineage: Eukaryota; Fungi; Ascomycota; Eurotiomycetes; Eurotiales; Aspergillaceae. The record is from RefSeq and is a predicted model, not a curated record. Gene Ontology annotation, molecular function: iron ion binding; 2 iron, 2 sulfur cluster binding. The transcript has 6 exons. Bases 1 to 1332 code for a protein of 443 amino acids.
AUGGAAUCUGGGGAAUUGGUCGAAGCAUUUUCUUUGCUCUCGCCAAGCACUAUCCUGGUAGGCUUCAUCGCGAUUCUCUUCCUGCUCACCCAAGCAUGGCCCUAUCUAUCGCGCCAAAACCAGGUCCAAGGAUCCAGUGCUUUAGCGCCUACAAACUCUGAGCGUAGCUCCCAAAUAUCCGUUUCUAAGGAGCCCGAUGUCCCAGAAGGAUGGUGGUCCGGCCACGACGCCUUCGAGCUGGAACGACGCGCCAUCUUCAGCAAGACUUGGAUCUACCUCGCCCAUCGCUCCCAGCUCACCAAGGCCGGAGCCUAUCAGUCUUUCGACAUUGCGGGCUUCCCCAUCUUCUUAAUCCGCGGCAAAGAUGACAAGAUCCGGGCGUUCCACAAUGUUUGCCGCCAUCGUGCAUACACAAUCACCCGCAAGGAAUCUGGAGCAACAACCGUACUUGGAUGUCGAUAUCAUGGCUGGAGCUACGAUACUCGCGGGCACUUGGUCAAGGCACCGCAGUUUGAUGACGUGCCUGGGUUUGAUAAGUCGCAAAACGGACUCUUUGAGAUCCACGCACAUACCACCGAGCACGGCUGGGUCUUUGUUAACCUCGACGCCGGAGAACCGAGUCCAUUCAACAGUUCUACGUCGUCUUCAUUGAGAAAGUUUGCAAACGCUGCUAGAUUGUCCUCCCGAGACACAUGGGUUACUGGACAGACCUUGCGGGGGGCCUUUAAUUGGAAAUUGGGUCUGAGUCCUCGUCACAAUGAGGUUCUGAAAACUACAUUGGAGGAACGAGCAUCUGAGGUAUUGGCGCCUUCUAUGGUCACCAGGGCUGCCAGAAUUAUCACACAAAAGCGCGGCUCGCACGAGUGCUUACUCUCCCCGGGCACUCUGAUUUAUUCCUUUGAGAACGUAGGGAUAUGGCUUGCCUUGACAUUCCUUCCGUCGUCCGCCACAACCACACAGGUUCGCUAUGACCUAUUCAAGUCCUCAGACUGCAAUGCAGCAGAGUUAUCGAAGGCUCUAGAAGAUACAGUGCGGAAUCUCACACAGCAGAUCGAGUCUGAAUUCCAGUCCCUCGCUGAGACACCAGGGUCUACAAAUCAACUAUCAGGAGAGAUCGACUGGAAUACUACAGGUACUCCACGCCUUGUUCUGGAUCGGAUCCAAGAACACGCAAAACUAGAAAAAAAGCGAGGAGCCCAAAUAUCCCCUGCAAUGCGUCAACCCAAAGCGAGCUCGCUUUUCCAGAAAGCUGAACAAGUGUGCAAGGAGUUGGACUGUAUCGGCGGUGGUUCGCAGAACGCAACGCUACCUUCGGGUAGCCUGGCAUGGUAG